Molecule: messenger RNA, 790 nt
Organism: Arabidopsis lyrata subsp. lyrata
Lineage: Eukaryota; Viridiplantae; Streptophyta; Magnoliopsida; Brassicales; Brassicaceae
Product: classical arabinogalactan protein 6
Exons: 1
Coding region: 146-598 (150 amino acids)
Source: RefSeq, a predicted model, not a curated record
ACAUCCUAAAGCUUUUGCAGUAUUUCUCUAUAGAAUAAGAAAAAUAAAAUAAAAAAAUAAAAUUAAAAAAUACUGCUUUAGCUUUUGGAGUAUCCUCCUUUUAAUCUCAAUACCUAUAAAAACAGAAAAAAAAAACAAAAAAAAAAUGGCACGCCAAUUUGUCGUUUUGGCCCUAUUGGCUUUAACCAUCGCCAGCGUUUUCGCCGCAGACGCUCCCUCAGCUUCCCCCAAAAAAUCUCCAUCACCCACCGCCACACCAACCAAGGCUCCUGCAGCCCCAACCAAGGCUCCUGCAGCUCCAACCAAGGCUCCGGCUGCCGCACCUAAAUCAUCCUCGGCCUCUUCUCCCAAAGCAUCUUCCCCUACUGCUGAAGGACCAGUCCCCGAUGAUGACUACUCUGCCUCCAGUCCUAGUGGCUCCGCCGAGGCACCUACUGUCUCCUCCCCACCGGCUCCCACCCCUGACAGCACCUCCGCUGCUGAUGGACCAAGCGAUGGACCCACUGCGGAGUCACCCAAGAGUGGUGCCGUGACAACCGCUAAGCUCUCCGUUGUCGGCACAAUCGCCGCCGUCGGCUUCUUCUUCUUUUCUUUCUAAGUUAAAUUGUCCACGUUUUGCUUGGAUGGAUCAGAGAUUUGUAUAAUCUUUUGAGUUGAGGCAGUAAAUUUAUUUUAUAUAUACGUUUAUAAAUCGAGAUUAACUGGAGUAAAUAUAAACCUAAAUGUCGUUAUGAAAUUUUGUUAGAACAAAUGUUUCAUAUUUUGUUUAAUAAAAAUUAUUUUUUGGAAA